AUGACGUCUGGUCCUAGAGGCAUCGGCGCUGCGGCAGGCAGGUUGCGAAUGCCCCCCAACUACUGGGACCCCAUCGUGUAUCAAAACGAGCAGCCGACACCACAUUGCCUGUUGAGGGUGAGGCGCGACAUCGCAGAACUGCACACCGAGCCGCUUCCUGGUGUGUUCGUCGCUCCGGAGGAGAGCGACCUGACAAGGAUCCACGCUGUGCUGGUUGGGCCAUCUAAGACACCGUACCACGGUGGCUUCUUUCACUUCCUGGUGAAGUGUCCUCCGGACUACCCGAUGAGCCCCCCGAGGGUGCGAAUCAUGACUACGGACGGUGGUCGGGUGACGUUCAAUCGUCACUUCUACAGCAACGGAAAGGACCACCUUUCGACGUUGAACGAGUUGCUGUUCUACGCCAAAUUCGAACUGCGGGAACUGCCGGCACUGUGCGGGCAGCUGGAGCUAGUGAGCCUGGCAGAGAAGAACCUGUACAUACCACUGGGACAGGAAAAGAUCUUCCAUCAAGCAGUUACGCUUGUUUACCAGCUGCUGAAGACGCACCCGUGCUUAUAG
This is a messenger RNA of Dermacentor silvarum, 561 nucleotides long. RefSeq names its product ubiquitin-conjugating enzyme E2 Z. Gene Ontology annotation, molecular function: ubiquitin conjugating enzyme activity; cysteine-type endopeptidase inhibitor activity. Gene Ontology annotation, cellular component: nucleus. Lineage: Eukaryota; Metazoa; Arthropoda; Arachnida; Ixodida; Ixodidae. The coding region runs from base 1 to 561 and encodes 186 amino acids. Gene Ontology annotation, biological process: negative regulation of apoptotic process. The transcript has 2 exons. The record is from RefSeq and is a predicted model, not a curated record.